Engraulis encrasicolus (European anchovy) is the source of this 565-nucleotide messenger RNA. RefSeq names its product prokineticin 2 (gene prok2). The coding region runs from base 239 to 565 and encodes 108 amino acids. The transcript has 3 exons. NCBI's taxonomy places the organism in Eukaryota, Metazoa, Chordata, Actinopteri, Clupeiformes, Engraulidae. Gene Ontology annotation, biological process: endothelial cell proliferation. The record is from RefSeq and is a predicted model, not a curated record.
AUCGCUGCCACUCACUCUAUCUGUGCCUUCAUUCUUGCACACACACAUACACACAUACACACACACAUACACACAGACACACACACAUACACACAAACACAAACACACACACGAUCAUACUGUCAUUGGCAUCAUCAGGAAGUGUGUGUGCAUACACAGGUGGCUUCUUGAAGGAAAAGAGUUGUCUAAUUUGCUCUGCUCUGGACUGGAUUGGAGCUGGUCUGGUCAUUCUCUCGUCAUGCUGUGGAGGGUCUGCCUGGUGCUGGAACUGCUGCUGCUGGUCACUUGUGUGUCGCCGGCAGUCAUCACGGGGGCGUGUGACAAGGACUCUCAGUGCGGGGGCGGCAUGUGCUGCGCUGUCAGCCUGUGGAUCCGGAGCCUGCGUAUGUGCACUCCAAUGGGCCGCGAACAAGACGACUGCCAUCCUAUGAGUCACAAGAUUCCCUUCUUUGGCAAGCGGCUGCACCACACCUGCCCCUGCCUCCCCAACCUUGCCUGCAUAGCCACUCCUACGGGUGCCUUUAAGUGCUUGUCACCAUAUAAGUUCCAGGAAUAUGAGCUCUGA